AUGGAAGCUAGUUCGCACCCACAGCUGCAAUACAACACUGAGAAAGUUGCAGAGGCCAAGACUGAUCACAACAUUGACAGACUCGACUAUCUUUCAUUCUCAGAUUCAGAAGCAGCAAACCACUUCGUGUGCUCUAGUUACCACAGAGUCGGAGAAACACUCACUGGAAAAAUGUGUGUGCUGACACAACAAGACUCAGAGAUCAGACUCACCCAACUCAGCGACGAGUUCAAGUUCGGUAUUUUCAGUCAGAGUGUACGUCAGAUAGCUCCGAACUCGUGUUCAAUCAAAGUGGGAUGUUCUGAUGCUCACUUCAGAGUGUUCACUCUCAGCAACAGUGACGAUGGAGUCACUUUGAAUCAAGACAAAGACUUGCAGAUCAAAGAGUACAUGAUUCUUAACCACCACGAAUCUGAGUUCGGAGAGUAUGCUUUUGCAAUGGACUCAGGCGACCUCAUUGUGUAUGACGUCGAGACCGAUCAAGAAAAGUUCAGCCAGUCACAGGCUCAUGAGUACCAAGCCUGGACUGUGUUCUGUGACCCCUAUCAGCAAAACAUUGUUUACACUGGUGCUGAUGACACGAAGUUCAAAGGCUGGGAUCUCAGAGUGUCUGGAGUACCCACUUUUACAAGCAAAGAGCACGAGUAUGGUGUCACUUGCAUUCGAGACUGGCUGGGUGACUCCCAUUACUUGGUCACAGGUAAGUAGUUACUCUGAUGUGCAGGCUCCUAUGAUCAGAAACUCAGACUUUGGGACAAAAGAGCACUCAAAGCACCAACAGAGACUCUGGAUAUCGGGAUGUAAAUUUGGGAUAUCAAGUAUCACCAAGAUUCUGAAAACAAAUUCACGCAUGUAGGAGUAUCGUGUGUGUGGGACGGCAUGUACUUUGCUGAAGUCCCUUCAAGUGAGUCACUGUGCACACUCUCAUCACUGAAAUCAUUCAACUAUCCAAAAGUAGAAGUGCUCUAUUACGCCUUUGACUUCUGCCCCUGUGAUUCAGAAUCUCAGAAAGUGGUGAACGUGGCUUU
Molecule: messenger RNA, 1028 nt
Organism: Moneuplotes crassus
Lineage: Eukaryota; Ciliophora; Spirotrichea; Euplotida; Euplotidae
Source: the annotation of a GenBank genome assembly